AUGACGGCGCAGAUUGACUCGCCACCACUGGCAUCCUCGGUAUCUUCAGUAUCAUCAGUGGAUAGACAAGCAAUCAAAAACACUCGUCUGCAACAGGUUGUAGUCAUAGUGCAGCUCGUCGGCGUCACUCUUACCGCUAGCCUGAUCAAUGGCCUGGUGACUAUCGCACUGCCGACCAUCACCAAGGAUCUUGAACUGCCCUCUUCUCUAGCCUUCUGGCCCUCAUCAGUUAGUAGUCUCGCUACUGCAUCGACACUACUCCUCGCCGGCUCUCUUGCUGACACCAUUGGCCCACGAUGGGUUGAACUGGUCGGAUCUUUCUCCAGCGGAGCCUUGAUGAUCGGGCAGGGAUUAGCUCGGAAUGGAGAAGGGCUAGUCGUAAUGAGGGCUCUGCAAGGCGUUGGCCUCGCCUUCCAUUUGGCCUCUUCUGUCUCCAUCAUCACCCAGCUUCUGCCCCAAGGCAGAGGCCGUAAUCUUGCUUUCUCAUGCAUCGGUCUCAGCCAGCCCCUGGGUUUUUCGCUCGGACUAGUCGUGGGCGGUGUUCUAGUCGACACAAUCGGCUGGCGAGCAGGAUGGUACAUCGCAGGGGGAAUCACUCUCUUCUUUGCAGUGAUUGCAGUCUGGACCCUGCCCAAGAACAAAGUUGUUCAAGACCAAAGUCUUCUCCACAAUGUGCGGACGAGGAUUGACUGGCUCGGCGCCUUUCUGGCUUCCGCAUUCAUGGCCCUACUCUGUUACCUCCUGGCUAUUGUAAGCGCGGAACCGUCCCGCAUCAAAUCUGUCGACAGCAUCGUCAUCCUAUGCCUGGCAGCAAUCGCCCUUCCACUCUUCAUCAUCUCAUCGCACCAUCGUGUCAAGCGAAACAAAGUAGCCCUAAUCCCGAACUCCUUAUGGAGAAACACCUCCUUCUCCAGCGUCUGCGCCACAGUGGCCCUGUCCAACGCAGUGCUCAACUCCAUGGAACUCUUCGCCAGUUUAUUCUUCCAAGAAGUCCAAUACCUCUCAGCCCUACAAGCCUCCAUCCGCAUCCUCCCCAGUCUGAUAGUCGGCGCCCUCCUAAACUUAAUUAUCGGGCUUUUCGUCCACAAGAUCCGCGCUGUCUGGAUCGUAACAAUUACCUCGCUCCUCUGCGCUGGCUCCCCCCUCCUAAUGGCCGUCAUUCAACCCUCCUGGCCAUACUGGGGUAAUGCCUUCUUCGCACAAAUCCUCCAACCCGUUAGCUUUGACGCCCUGUUCACUGUCGGUCUGAUCGUCAUUACCGAUGUCUUCCCGGACGACACGCAAGCUCUGGCUGGUGCAGUGUUCAACACCUCGGCGCAAUUCGGGAGUGCCCUGGGACUUGCAGUGUUGCAGGUUAUUUCGACGGUUGUGACAGAUCAAUCUGGGGCGGCGAAGGAGCGGUAUGCAUUGAUGGAUGGCUUCCUGACAAGUCAGAAUGCUCAAAGUCCAUUACAAGAUCUUUGA
Messenger RNA from Aspergillus pseudotamarii, 1464 nucleotides. Its product is annotated as putative MFS transporter. Gene Ontology annotation, cellular component: membrane. The transcript is spliced from 4 exons. Gene Ontology annotation, biological process: transmembrane transport. Gene Ontology annotation, molecular function: transmembrane transporter activity. Bases 1 to 1464 code for a protein of 487 amino acids. The record is from RefSeq and is a predicted model, not a curated record. Lineage: Eukaryota; Fungi; Ascomycota; Eurotiomycetes; Eurotiales; Aspergillaceae.